AUGGCGCCCGCCGGCCUCGGGGCCGCCCUGGCCGUCGGACUGCAGCUCUGGGCCGCGGCGCUCGCCGUGCCCGCCCAGGUUUCAUUCACCCCCCCCUACGCCCCGGUGCCCGGAAGCUCUUGCCAGCAGAGAGAAUAUUAUGACAAGAACACCCAGAUGUGCUGCAGCAAGUGCCCGCCUGGCUAUCACGUGCAAUUCUACUGCACCACGACCUCAGAUACCAUUUGUGAACCCUGCAAGGACAACACCUACACCCAGCUCUGGAACUGGGUCCCUGAGUGCUUGAGCUGUAACUCUCGCUGCACUGGCCAGGGCCUGAUGGAGACUCAGGCCUGCACUCAGAAACAGAACCGCAUCUGCACCUGCGAGCCCGGCUGGUACUGCAUGCUGGAGCAGCAGCAGGGCUGCAUUGUGUGCGGCCCCUUUCGCAAGUGCCCCCCUGGCAAGGGCGUGGCCAAACCAGGAACUGCCAAGUCAGAUGUGGUCUGCGCUCCCUGCGGUCCAGGGACAUUCUCCGACACGGAGUCCUCCACAGACACUUGCAGGCCUCACCGGAGCUGUCGCUCCGUGGACAUCCCUGGCAACGCAAGUAGGGAUGCAGUCUGCAGAGGGGAGUCUGCUCCCUCCACCUCCAGAGGGACCCCAGCCUCAAGCCCCACAACUCCACCAGAGUCCAUGGCCUCCGGGCACAGGGAGCCAACGCCAGGGCCCAGCCUGGCUGCAGGCACCUCCCCGCUGCUCCCCCUGGGCCCCAGCGCCCCCGUGGAAGAGAUCAUCACAGACACCCUCUCUCUUCCCAUCGGACUGAUUGUGGGUGUGACAGCCUUGGGCCUGCUCCUCAUAGGGCUGGUGAACUGCACCAUCCUGACCCAGAAGAAAAAGAAGCCCUUCUGCCUGCAAGGAGAAGCCAAAGUGCCUCAUCUGCCUGCUGAUAAGGUCCGGAGCGCUCCGGGCCUGGAGCAGCAGCAUCUGCUGACCACGGCGCCCAGCUCCAGCAGCAGCUCCCUGGAGAGCUCGACCACCAGCACGGACAAGAGCCAUGUACAGGCCCCGGGCACGGAGAAGCACGAUGGGUCUGGGGAAGCCCGGGCCAGCUCCCGGGGCUCAGAGCCUUCACCUGGCGGCCACGGGACCCAAGUCAACGUUACCUGCAUCGUGAACGUUUGUAGUGGGUCUGACCACGGCUCUCAGUGCCCCUCGCAGGCUGGCUCCAUGGCGGGGAACCCGGAUGCCAGUCCUCCAGGCUCCCAGAAGGACGAGCGAGUUCCCUUCUCCAAGGAGGAAUGUGCUUUUCAGUCCCAGUCGGGGGCUCCGGAGACUUUGCUGCAGGACCUGGAGGAGAAGCCCCUGCCCCUCGGCGUGCCGGACGCCGGCAUGAAGCCCAGUUAGCCCAGCGGGCGCGGGCCACGCCACGGCCACGGCGGGCUGACCCCGACCACCCCGCGCAGGGACCUCAGCCAGGACUCUGCAUUCUUUCUGGGCCAGACUCCCCGAGUGGCCUCCACAGCCUCAUUAUCAGAGAGAAGAGAGGGGAACUUCUUCUGUCGCCAGUGCAGCUUUCGCAGGUGCUGGACACGGACGAGGUGUGCUGGGCUGCCCGCAGGAGCCCCUGCCUCUCCGAGAGCCACCUCCCAGCUGGUCCUGCGAGCUUGGCUUCUAGAGCCCUUCUUUUUGCGUGUUUUGUUUGUUUAUUUGUUUGAGCCCCUGGGCUCCUCAAGCUCGGGCUCCCUGGGAGGCCCUCACUUCCAGUCUCCUGGGGGUCCGCUGCCUGAGCCCCAUGGAGAGGGGCCCCUAGAGCAGGGCAGCACCUGAUCGCUGAGACUGCAGCCCAGUUCCAGCAGGUGGAGGUGUCAUCCAGCAGAUGGUGCUGUGCAGGGAGGGGGUGGCAGUCCCUGUAGCGGAUGGAUGUGUCCCAGGGGUGCUUAAGAUCUUGGGAACCACCACUUCCAAGUCUCCUUCUGUCCCAUCUUGUACCAGGUCUAGGCUCUAGUUUACCCACAGCUCGGGCCCCACUUCCCUCCUCCUUCCUCCCUCGGAGGCCAUACUCCUAUCAGGUAAUGUCAGGAGUUCGAGAUGACCCCAGCCAUCUCUCUACCUACCUCAGCCUGGCCCUUUCUCCUUUGACUCCCAAGAAGUGCUACUGUUCCCUCAACCCCCUCCCUCUGUUUCUGGAGUCCCAGGCCCCAGGGGAACCAAGGAGCCACUUGGCACUAAGCUCGCCGCAAUACCCAAUGGACCAAAGGUGCUGAGGGCAGGUCCCACGUCUGUGUCGCCCACGUCAUCGGAUUGAGUGGCCGGCCCUGGAGCAGCUAAAGCGGCAGUUUUUGCCAAGGGAUUCUUCCCCAUUUGCAAGUCAGACCACUUUGGAAAGUGGGCAAGUGUGGCCUUGACCAGAUUCUGGAAGGAAGGGCAUGGGGACUCCUUGAGAAGUCCAUUCGCUCACAGGUACUUGGAUCUCUUGUUGAAAAAUUCCGCUGGACUAGAACUUGCAGCUGAGCUUUGGGGGUGGAGAGCCCAGCGUCACAGUGGAGACAAGACUGCCUCCACCCUCCUCACCCCCAUCAGGAUGUCCAGCUGCUUGGGCUGACCAGUGUCUCCACCCACCGUGGAUCCUGCAGAGCGAUGGAGCGCAUCUGCCCCCUGGUGGCCCGUCGAUGGGAGGCCCGCAGGCCUCAUGGCCUCAGAGCAGCCGGCUCAGCAGGACGGCUGUGACCCAGGGGCCGAGGCACCCCAGCUUGUGUUGAUCGCAAGACACUGAGUUUGCACUGUAUAUCAGACAGAUUUCUGCUUAGUAGUAAUCCAUGUGAUCUAUGUUGGUCUUGGGGUCUGAGCUGGGGUUUGUUUAUGGUCCUGCCUGCCUGCUGCCACCAUGGAGGGGUCAGUGGGGCUUGUGGCCACUUGUCUCUGACAACUCCAGGCUGUGACUGGACCCCAGAAGCACCCCCAAGCCAGCUUCCCUUGCUGAGAGCCUGGUCGUUACCUCAGGCCUGUGAGCAGUGAGGUGACAGCGCAGAGGCAGAAAGCUUUUCCCUUCUUCCUUCUAGGUCAUUCAUCUAGCCUCAUGAUUUGAAGCAAGACAUUGUCAGUGUCAGGUAUUAAAUGUGCAGAACCCUCAAAUUUGCACUCUCUAAAGAGGUUCUGCCAUCUACUUUAUCUGCCAUAAAGAUAAAGCAUUCUCUUAGGAAGAAAAAAAAAGCUUUCCUAGAAAUAGUGUAUAAAGAGAAGAAAGGAUAAUAUUUAAUAGCUUCCCAAUAAAAUACCCAGUUACCCAUCCCCUUAUGGGUAAAUGCCCGAAGCAGGGCCACGGAGACCAGAAAGCUUGCCACACGUCUCAGGAAUCUUCUAGUGGGGACCCAUAGGAAAGGGCCAGAAGGGCCAGGUAAAUCUGGUAGGAAAAGAGCAAAAUCAAAGUACGAAUCAAGGUAAGGCUGCCAUUGUCAGCCUCCCCAUGGGUCUCUCACCCACGUCUCUUGCAAGUGUCUCCAUGUAUCUCAACUUCACAUGUCUCCUUCCGUGUCCCCCAAGUCCCUGGUGCAAAUCCACAGCCGAGAAGCCGAUACGCCCUCCUUCCUCACAUGUCCCUCUGCUCCAUGUGUCUCUUCCCCCUCUUAGGGGCUGCACGGAAUCUGGAACCUCCCCCUUUUAUGGAGAUGACACUGUGUAACAACUCCUGUGCUACUGAGUUGAGCUAGAAAAAUAAAUACAUUUAAUUUUGUAUAUACAAGAGCCCCAUUAAAAAACAUACGAGACUCGAAGACACUCAAGCAAUUAAGUUUCUAUCUCCUUCUGAACUAAAGAGAAAGGGGCAGGGGUCUGGGCUUCAAGGGGAAGAAGGUAACCCAUGGAAGAUGAGAAGAGCAAAUGUUUGGUGAGCAGAUGUUUCCCCGUGUGUAUGAGUCUUUCUAGAAUAAAAAUCUACCUCUGUGCAUAGCUCUCUUCCCGGUAAGGCAGUUAAGGGAGAUGUAAAAAGCUUUUCCUGUAUCUUCUGGGCCUUAAUUGUCUCCAGCUUACAACAGUCUACAUGCCAAAGUGGCACCUUUGAAGGGGAGGGAGUCUCUCCCUCAGCAGCUUUCUGUCCAGUACCAGGUAACUGACCUUUAAAUAUGCCCUCAUCACAUGCCCUGCCACCCCUCCCUCUUCAGCCUGCUCUUGGGGUCACCACAGCUUAUGCAGCCCCCUCCAGGAACAAGGGUUUGGCCUCCAGGGCCAUACCCAGGAUGCCCAUCCCUGGGAGCAACCUGCAGAUCAGGGCAGGGUUCUAAAGAGGGAGGCCAGUUCCUCUCUGAAUUGAUCCUAAGGCAGGAGCAGGAGUUUUCAGUAACAGAGGGUGGAGGAGCUUGCUGCAAAGGACGUUGUCACGUAAAGGCCUGGCUGGGGUUCUACCCUGAGCUACCUCUUUAGCAUAAGCUUAAGUAUGCUCAAAAGGGGCUCCUUCAGGAGAACAGGCCCCCAUUUCUUAGGAAAUCGCAAGGGUUCCUGUGUCAGGAGCCAGGGACAAAGACCAAAUCUGUUCUUUGUUUUACCACAAGUGUCACUGUAUGCCCGUCCGCUGUACACCAGCAGCAGCAGGUGCAUUUGGCCCGUGGUCAGUAAUAGCCCUAGACCUCACUACAGAUAAUCACAGCCAUAAUCUUCAUGUCCUGCAUCCUGCUGUCCUCACCCGCCACCCUUCCGUCUUUCUCCAUCACUAUGUCAACCUAAAAAUUCAGAAAGCUAUGAAAACAGCAAAGUGCCUUUAUUUGGGAUCAAAGCAUUGCAGUUUGGGAGACAGGUAGAUUGGGGUCAAAACCUAAAAUGUUUCCCCAGCGUGAUAAAGUUAGGGUGUUUUAUGGAAGGAAAAGAGGAAGAUGAGACGAGUGGUUAAACAAAAAGUUGAUUCAUAUUAACGGGCUUGCACUAUUCUUGGCUAUGCAUAGCUGGCUACGGAUUCUCCAGAAAGGAUAAAAAGGGAACUGACCUGUUCUCUCCUCCUGCUGAAAGUCCCCAACCAUCUGUCCUAGUGAUCUGAUGAUUUCUCAGGCAAUGUUCGCUUGACAGUGUCUUAAGACCAUUGCUUUGACCCACCAACUUGAGAUUGCAUGCAAGGGACACCACUGACCACAGUGUUUACGCUGGAGGGGACAAGGGGUGGUGGCCUCCGUGGCUUGCAGGGGACAGUUGUGAAAAGAACAUUAGCGCAGCCAUUGCAGAAAGAUGGGGCUUCUGCCUCCUUGGCCAGCACCUCUUCAUCUGGCCCCUGUGGCUCUUCUCCAGCCCCACUCAUUUUGCACCUCAUCCAGCUUCCAGGCUCUGAGUACCACGGAUGGACCCUGCCCGCUCCCAGGGUUUGAACAGCCACGUGUUUAUGUGAAAGUGGCGGGCAGAGGACUGAGGGAACACACAGUUAAUAGCAGGGGGAGCAAAUGCGUG
Molecule: messenger RNA, 5409 nt
Organism: Talpa occidentalis (Iberian mole)
Lineage: Eukaryota; Metazoa; Chordata; Mammalia; Eulipotyphla; Talpidae
Gene: TNFRSF1B
Product: TNF receptor superfamily member 1B
Exons: 10
Coding region: 1-1389 (462 amino acids)
Biological process (GO): positive regulation of oligodendrocyte differentiation; regulation of T cell cytokine production; regulation of T cell proliferation
Cellular component (GO): membrane
Molecular function (GO): tumor necrosis factor binding; tumor necrosis factor receptor activity
Source: RefSeq, a predicted model, not a curated record